Messenger RNA from Drosophila obscura, 1842 nucleotides. RefSeq names its product dual specificity mitogen-activated protein kinase kinase dSOR1 (gene Dsor1). The coding region runs from base 284 to 1474 and encodes 396 amino acids. The transcript has 4 exons. Gene Ontology annotation, biological process: protein phosphorylation. The record is from RefSeq and is a predicted model, not a curated record. Gene Ontology annotation, molecular function: ATP binding; protein kinase activity. Lineage: Eukaryota; Metazoa; Arthropoda; Insecta; Diptera; Drosophilidae.
UAUCACCACCACUCCUUGAGCACCAACCUCACUUGCUCGCGCAGCGUCAGAGCAAAAAAAAAAUAGCCGUGUCGGCGAAUUUGCAGGCAAGAGCACAAAAAAACUACUCUUUUUUUUGCCCUUUGCAUAGCGGCUGGAGUACACGCACCGCACUUAUUUUGGUUAUACAAUUUUGCCGGAUUGACGUUCGCAGCUGGCCCUCGUCACCGCCCCGCGCCAUCCGUUAAACGCCAGCGCAUUCGUAUUGUUGUUAUUGUGCGUGUGUUUUUGCAUUUUGGCCGAAAUGUCGAAGAACAAGCUGAACCUGGUGCUGCCGCCGGUUAACACGGAGGCAACUGUUGCCGCCGCACAAGUGGCUCCAACGCCGCCAUUUAAGACACCAUCGGGCACAGAAACACACAGCUUGCUGGGAAAGCCAAAAACGAGCAUUGAUGCAUUAACUGAGACUCUAGAAGGCCUGGACAUGGACGACACGGAGCGCAAGCGGAUAAAGGUGUUCCUCAGCCAGAAGGAGAAGAUUGGCGAACUUUCCGACGAGGACCUCGAGAAGCUGGGCGAACUGGGCUCUGGAAACGGCGGCGUUGUCAUGAAAGUCCGACACACUCACACAAACCUGAUAAUGGCGAGGAAACUGAUUCAUCUGGAGGUGAAGCCGGCCAUCAAGAAGCAAAUCCUACGCGAACUAAAGGUCCUACACGAGUGCAACUUCCCACACAUUGUCGGCUUCUACGGCGCCUUCUACAGCGACGGUGAGAUUAGCAUAUGCAUGGAGUACAUGGACGGCGGCUCACUCGAUCUCAUACUGAAGCGGGCCGGUAGAAUACCUGAGUCGAUCCUGGGACGCAUCACGCUCGCCGUUCUGAAAGGCCUCAGCUACCUGCGGGACAAGCACGCUAUCAUCCACCGGGAUGUGAAGCCGAGCAACAUCCUGGUCAAUAGCAGCGGAGAGAUAAAGAUCUGUGAUUUCGGAGUGUCGGGCCAGCUGAUUGACUCAAUGGCCAACUCGUUUGUGGGCACACGCAGCUACAUGUCACCGGAACGCCUGCAGGGCACUCAUUACUCAGUGCAGUCGGACAUUUGGUCGCUGGGACUGUCGCUGGUGGAGAUGGCCAUCGGCAUGUAUCCCAUACCGCCGCCAAAUAACGCCACUUUAGAGUCGAUCUUUGCCGACAAAAGCGAGGAUAGCAAUCAGCCCGUAGAUGAGCCAAGGGCGAUGGCCAUCUUCGAGCUGCUCGACUAUAUAGUGAACGAACCGCCGCCCAAGCUGGAGCAUAAGAUAUUCUCCAGCGAGUUCAAGGACUUUGUCGACAUCUGCCUCAAGAAGCAGCCCGACGAGCGGGCCGAUCUCAAGACUCUGCUGAGUCAUCCGUGGAUACGCAAGGCGGAGGUGGAGGAGGUGGAUAUAUCCGGAUGGGUGUGUAAGACAAUGGACCUGCCGCCGUCGACGCCAAAACGCAAUACUUCGCCCAACUAAAUGAGGCAUUCCGUUGUACGUUUUUCGCUCCCCAUUCACCAUUCACCAUCGGCCCUCUCACCCGCCGUGCCGCUCUCACUAACGCACACAAAAACACAUACACGUUAUCUAUUUGUAUGUAGCUAAGUACUGUACUGUUGUAUCAUAUACACAUAUAUAUAGAUCGAUAUACAUCGUAUACAUAUGUUAUAUAUUUCCAUUUCUUUCGAAUCCUUCCGAUGUCUCUGUGUGUUUCUAUUUUGCUCUUUUACAAAGAAAAAUUCAUGUUUCAUUUCUCCGCAAUAAAAGGAGAAAACAAUCAAGAAAUGCAAGAAAACUAAUUAUAAAAUCGAAAAUAAAACAUCCAAGUUAAACCAUGAUCCAGAAGG